ACACACCUUUGUACUCUAAAAUUAUUACAAAUUCACACUCACUACUACCCCUACCUUCUCUGACACUUUCUCAUUCUAAACCCUCAUCCUCUCAGAAUCUCACAACAAAUCAGUUCUAGUACACUUCUCCAAACUACUCCCCGAAAUUUCGCAGAGAAUCAGCAGCUACAACAGCACACGCACUUAACUAACUAACUAACGGUUUUCUUUCCCAUUUAACACCAUUCCCUAUUCCAACAAUUUUCAUUUAAUUCCCUUUCCUCACAUAAACUUUCACCAGAAAAAAUCAUAAAACUAUACAAACCAAAAUGAUAACAUUGAAAGAUCUAUACACAGUCUUAACCGCCGUUGUUCCCUUAUACGUUGCAAUGCUCUUAGCCUAUGGUUCAGUCCGUUGGUGGAAGAUUUUCUCGCCGGACCAAUGCUCCGGUAUAAACCGUUUCGUCGCGAUUUUCGCCGUCCCUCUCCUCUCCUUCCAUUUCAUCUCAUCAAACAAUCCAUACCAAAUGAAUUUCAGAUUCAUAGCAGCAGACACACUCCAAAAAAUCAUCAUGCUUUUCGGACUUUCUUUAUGGACAAAUUUCACCAAAAAUGGAAGUUUAGAAUGGAUGAUAACCAUUUUUUCACUUUCAACACUCCCAAACACUUUAGUUAUGGGAAUUCCACUUUUAAUUGCUAUGUAUGGUGAUUAUUCUGGAAGCUUAAUGGUUCAAAUUGUUGUUCUUCAAUGUAUCAUUUGGUACACACUUUUACUCUUUCUUUUUGAGUACCGUGGCGCUAAGCUUUUAAUCAUGGAACAGUUUCCUGAAACCGCGGCUUCCAUCGUUUCAUUUAAAGUCGGUUCCGACGUUGUUUCGUUGGAUGGAAGGGAUUUUCUUGAAACGGAUGCGGCUGUAGGAGAUGAUGGGAAGUUACAUGUUACCGUUAGGAAAUCUAAUGCGUCGCGGAGGUCAUUCAUGAUGAGUACUCCGCGACCAUCGAAUUUGACUGGAGCUGAGAUUUAUAGUCUCAGCUCCACUCCAAGAGGAUCUAAUUUUAACCACGCAGAAUUUUACUCUAUGAUGGGGUUUCAGCCUAGGCAUUCUAAUUUUGGAGCUAAUGAUUUGUAUUCGGUUCAAUCUUCUUCUCGGGGACCCACUCCCAGACCUUCGAAUUUCGAAGAGAAUGGUGUAAGUUCCCCGAGAUUUGGAUUUUAUCCGGCGCAAACUGUGCCAGCUUCGUAUCCGGUGCCGAAUCCGGAAUUCUCAUCCGGUACUAAAAGUUUGAAGAAUCAAAAUCAAAGUCAAAAUUUGUUGCAGCAGCAACCGCAACCACAGCAGCAGGUUUCUUUGCAGACAAAGAGUUCUCAGGAUGCUAAAGAGUUGCAUAUGUUCGUGUGGAGCUCAAGUGCAUCUCCGGUUUCAGAAAGUGCUGGUCUUAAUGUGUUUCGGAAUUCUGAACAAUCUGAAGAGGGUGCUAAAGAGAUUAGGAUGGUGGUGGCUGAUGAACAUAAUCAAAAUGGUGAAACCAAUAACAAAGGUGGCCAAGAAGGGGAACAUGGUGGGGAAGAGGACUUCAAGUUUCAUGGAGUGAAGGGAGGAGAACAAAUUGGAGACAUGAGAGAGAAAGAAGAGCCCAAUGGGCUUAACAAGUUGGGCUCCAAUUCAACAACAGAGGUCCACCCUAAAGCCACCGGAGUCGCGGAUUCCGGUGUCGGAAAACAUAUGCCUCCGGCGAGUGUCAUGACCCGUCUCAUACUAAUUAUGGUUUGGAGGAAGCUUAUCCGUAAUCCCAACACUUAUUCAAGUCUCAUUGGUGUCAUAUGGUCCCUUGUUGCCUUUAGGUGGGAUGUGCAUAUGCCUAAAAUAAUAGAGAAAUCAAUUUCAAUAUUGUCUGAUGCUGGUCUUGGAAUGGCUAUGUUCAGCUUAGGUUUGUUCAUGGCUCUUCAACCAAAGAUAAUUGCAUGUGGGAAUUCUGUUGCCUCAUUUGCCAUGGCUAUACGAUUCAUAGCUGGUCCAGCAGUUAUGGCUGCAGCUGCUAUAGCCGUUGGCCUCCGUGGUACCCUCCUACAUGUAGCUAUUGUUCAGGCAGCACUUCCACAAGGGAUUGUUCCAUUUGUGUUUGCAAAAGAGUACAAUGUCCAUCCAGCCAUUCUUAGUACAGCGGUUAUAUUUGGGAUGUUAAUAGCCCUUCCAAUUACUCUACUCUACUACAUACUUCUUGGUUUGUAAAAUACCUAUUCAUACUUUGGAAGAUAGUAACCAUGCAUGGAAACCACAAGUGGAGUACAUUCUAUUAUUCACAAGGAGUUUUUAUUUAUUAUUAUUUUUUUAUUUGAGAUUGGAAUGGGAUAAUUAAGUAUCAAUACUAACUAGUUAUUUCACCAACAUAUAUUGUCAUUCCAAGGUUCCAAAAGUUUGGGAACUUCAGAAAAUUUGACAGAUAGAAAUGAAUUCUCACAAAUGUCUCCAUGUUAGAAACUUAAAGGGGAUAUAACUUUCAAGGACCUCAAAAGAGAGCAUGUAACAGUGUAAGGGAGACAAAAACAGAGGAAAACAGGGGAAAGCUAGAAUAAGCUAAGUCAAAUGAUAUUUAGAAAUGGUUCCCUUUCUAUCAUCCAUUUGUAAACUAUAUAAGAAAAAUUGGUUUGGAGAGUAAAGUUCAAAAACUGUCUUGUAAUUGUGUAGAGGAAAAGAAUUGGGAAAGACAAUGAAGCCUUUUUUUUUUCUUUCUAA
Messenger RNA from Cicer arietinum (chickpea), 2714 nucleotides. Its product is annotated as auxin efflux carrier component 4-like. The record is from RefSeq and is a predicted model, not a curated record. Gene Ontology annotation, molecular function: auxin efflux transmembrane transporter activity. Gene Ontology annotation, cellular component: endoplasmic reticulum; plasma membrane. Lineage: Eukaryota; Viridiplantae; Streptophyta; Magnoliopsida; Fabales; Fabaceae. Gene Ontology annotation, biological process: auxin export across the plasma membrane; auxin polar transport.